GCUGAUGCAAGGCGGCGGCGCGGUGACGGCACUUCCGGCGGGUGCCUGCGGCCGGGCGGCUGCGGCCAUGGCGGCGGAGGUGCUGGGCAGGACGGCGGCGCUCGUCCUGGAAGAGCUGUACGUUUCUGAACGAGAGGGCAAUGAUUCCACUGGUGAUGGGACCCAAAAGAAACCGUUCAAGACUGUUUUAAAGGCUCUGAUGACGGCAGGAAAGGAACCGUUUCCUACUAUUUACGUGGAUUCGCAAAAAGAGAAUGAGAGAUGGGCCAUUAUUUCAAAGUCACAGAUGAAAAAUGUCAAAAAACUGUGGCACAGGGAACAAAUGAAGAAUGAAGCUAAGGAGAAGAAGGAGGCAGAAGAUCUCUUGAGAAGAGAGAAGAACCUGGAGGAAGCUAAGAAAGUUGUGAUCAAGAGUGAUCCUAGUCUCCCAGAGCCCAAAUGUGUAAAGAUUGAUGCUCUGGAAGCAUACAGAGGCCAGAGAGUGAAGAUUUUUGGCUGGAUUCACAGAUUACGGAGACAAGGAAAAAAUUUGAUGUUCAUUGUUUUGAGAGAUGGCACAGGUUUUCUUCAGUGUGUCCUUUCAGAUGAACUGUGUCAGUGUUACAACGGGCUAAUUCUCUCUACGGAGAGCAGUGUUGCGGUGUAUGGCACGCUGAACCUUGUUCCUGAAGGCAAGCAGGCUCCAGGAGGCCACGAGCUGAACUGUGACUACUGGGAGCUUAUUGGUCUGGCCCCAGCAGGAGGGGCUGAUAAUCUACUCAACGAGGAUUCGGAGGUUGAUGUGCAACUUAACAACAGGCAUAUGAUGAUUCGAGGCGAGAAUAUGUCUAAAAUCUUCAAGGUGCGCUCCAUGGUAGUACAGGCCUUCAGGGAUCAUUUCUUUGCCAACGGAUAUUACGAAGUCACACCACCAACUUUAGUCCAGACGCAGGUGGAAGGAGGCUCCACCCUGUUCAAGCUGGAUUAUUUUGGUGAAGAGGCAUACUUGACACAAUCAUCCCAGCUCUACCUGGAGACCUGCAUUCCCGCGCUGGGUGACGUUUUUUGUGUUGCUCAGUCAUACAGAGCUGAGCAGUCCAGGACCCGCAGACACCUGGCAGAGUACACUCACGUUGAAGCUGAAUGCCCUUUUAUAACUUUUGAGGAUUUGUUGGACCGUCUGGAGAGCUUGGUUUGUGAUGUAGUAGACAGAGUCUUGAAAUCACCUGCAUCGAGCUUACUAUAUGACCUAAACCCGGGCUUCAAGCCCCCUAAGCGUCCUUUCCGACGAAUGAACUAUUCUGAAGCCAUUGAGUGGUUAAAGGAACACGAUGUGAAGAAGGAAGAUGGCACUUAUUACGAGUUUGGGGAAGAUAUUCCUGAAGCUCCUGAGAGGUUGAUGACAGACACCAUUAAUGAGCCAAUCUUGCUGUGCCGAUUUCCUGCGGAGAUAAAGUCUUUCUAUAUGCAGCGCUGUCAUGACGAUUCCCGGCUGACUGAAUCUGUUGAUGUGUUGAUGCCUAAUGUUGGUGAAAUCGUUGGAGGCUCUAUGCGUACCUGGGACAGUGAGGAGCUACUCGAAGGCUACAAGAGAGAGGGUAUCGAUCCCACACCGUACUACUGGUAUACUGAUCAGAGAAAAUAUGGUACGUGCCCGCACGGUGGAUAUGGUUUGGGAUUGGAACGCUUCCUAACCUGGAUUCUGAAUAGGCACCAUAUCCGAGAUGUCUGUCUCUACCCACGCUUUGUCCAGCGCUGCAAACCUUAGCUGGCCUUGUGGUACCUCCCAGGAAAUGGGGCAUCCGAUGCUUGGGAGAGAAUGAUACGCUCUGCUAUACGACAGCCUGUCUGAGAGCAGGACUUACUGCAACCUGUUGCUAGUACAAAUACUAAUUUAGGGGGUGGAAAGGAAAAUAAACAAAACCCUUUUUUUAAAGGAAAAUGCCACUAAUUAACUGGAAGAAGUCUUAGAAAAAAUUGUUAGGUGCAUUUAUGCUCUCAAGUCAAUAUAAAACAAAGGUCCUGUCAUUUAAAAACCAAGAUACACUUCUGCUUUUAAUUUCCGUGACUUAAAAUAUGCUGGGCAUUUGAUUUUUUUAAAUUGCUUUAAUUUUAAUCUGUUUUCUCUUGUGAUGUCUUGCUGGAGAAAUCAGGAGUUCAAGCUCUUUAAACUCCCAAAUACUGACCUCUGAGAAUGGUACAAAGAGAUAUCAUCUAAAGAGCUCGACAAAGUAUAAAAAUGGGAAUAAUUCUAUUAAGCGCUGCACUUUUUUAGUCCCUGCUGUUUUUAAUGGAAGUUCUGUUAGAGUUUAUUCAGUAGCAAGGUGUAUGUAGUAUCAAGCACAGAAUUCACUGCAAGAGCCGUGGCUUGUUUUGGGUUUUUUCCCCCAGAUUAUUUAUAGGUUAGAAAUGAUGGUGCUGGUGGUGAGGUAGGCUUUGCUGUGGAUGAAGCGUUGUAGUGGGUCCAUGCACACCCAGCUGUGCUGAAUUCCAGUAACACUGGUAGCUCGUGGACGCUGGAAUGCUUGUGAUGCCUUCCAAAUUAAGAUUCUGCCAUCUGUUGCAAACCAGAAUUGACUGUCUGAAGACCCAAAGAAACUUCAAAAAACAAUUGAAUUUCAGCAUUGUUUGCUGACGACAUUGCUGUCCUUUCUAGGUGAAGCGUAGUUCAAGCAGUGCUUCCCCACAUGCUAAAGUAUGUUUUCGUGGUAGAGCAGUUCUGUGUUUCCUAGCUGGCUCUGUGUUCUCUUGUGCUACUGCAUCUGAGCUGUAAUCAAGUUAUCAAAUAGGACUAAUUAAAUAUUUAAUGUGUUGAGUCAUGCUUCUUAGUCCUAAUUUUUUUUUACUAGAGAGAAAAAAAAAUUGGUAGGUGCAUCAUUUGAUCCUGCACGGAGACUUGAUCUUGAUUUGCCAUUGAUACAAUUGUUGACCUGUGCGAUACCCCUAUUUUUGGAAUAAAUGACUGGUUUUCUUCAUCUUGCAUGUUACGUAUAUAAACUGGUCUAAAUCAGCAACCAAUAAAUUAUGGCAACGUAAA
Messenger RNA from Grus americana (Whooping crane), 3016 nucleotides. RefSeq names its product asparaginyl-tRNA synthetase 1 (gene NARS1). NCBI's taxonomy places the organism in Eukaryota, Metazoa, Chordata, Aves, Gruiformes, Gruidae. The coding region runs from base 5 to 1747 and encodes 580 amino acids. The transcript is spliced from 15 exons. Gene Ontology annotation, cellular component: cytoplasm. The record is from RefSeq and is a predicted model, not a curated record. Gene Ontology annotation, molecular function: ATP binding; asparagine-tRNA ligase activity; nucleic acid binding. Gene Ontology annotation, biological process: asparaginyl-tRNA aminoacylation.